UUUCUUUUUUCGUAGGCUUUAUGUCUUUUCUAUUGAUUUCAUACCGCGCCCGCCAGUAGUUGAUAUUUACUUUCUCGUCUAUAAUUUGGGGCUCUUACUUUUUUCCUUAUCAUCUUAUUUAUUUCACUUGAAUCCUAUUUCCCCAAUUUUAGAUUAUUCGUUGUGGGGUUGCAGAACAUGCAUGCUUGCCGUUUCACACUGUCUAAGUUUUUAAAUUUUGGAGCUGUAGCUGCUCAACGAUCAUCAGGCGGGCGGUUUUCGUUUAAGUGCUCUUCCAGAAAUAUUCACAUGGAAAAUAAUAACCAUAGUGCUGCAAGAGGUGCGCUUAUUGUUUUAGAAGGUUUGGAUCGAAGUGGGAAGACCUCACAGUCUAGCAAGCUCUUGUCAUACUUGGAAGGUCUUGGGUAUCCAGUAGAAUCAUGGCGAUUUCCCGAUAGAGAGACUGCUGUUGGAAAAAUGAUUUCUUCAUAUCUUACAAAUCAGUCGCAGCUGGAUGAUCGCACAAUACAUCUUCUCUUUAGUGCAAAUCGUUGGGAGAAACGAUCAUUGAUGGAGGCUAAGCUUAAAAGUGGUACUUCCUUGAUAGUUGACCGCUAUUCUUAUUCAGGGGUGGCUUUCUCAUCUGCCAAAGGCCUGGAUAUUGACUGGUGUAAGGCUCCAGAGAUGGGAUUGCUGGCACCUGAUUUGGUGGUGUACCUUGACAUACUGCCAGAAAAAGCUGCUGAAAGAGGUGGUUAUGGAGGUGAAAGAUAUGAGCAGCUGGAGUUUCAGAAGAAUGUUGCUCAGUAUUACAAGAUGCUUAGUGAUGCAUCAUGGAAGACAGUAAAUGCAUGCCUUCCAAUGGAAGAUAUUGAGAAACAGCUGAAGGAGAUGGUUCUGGAUUGUGUGAUGUCUUGCCAAAAAGGAAAACCGGUUUCUCAGCUGUGGUUGUCUUAAAUCGAUGCUAUGAUGGCAAAUGUCAAGGAAUUGUGGCGAUUGCUUGGAUAAUUAUAACGCUACAAAACCACGUACUACAUGUGAUGUGAUUUUGAAUUCUAAAUUGUCAUCCAAAUAUCCGAUACGGUUUUGAAUUUUAAGUUAGUAAGUUGUAAUGUUUCAACAGGCUAAAAGAAUUAUAUCUGUAAUGUCGAAGUCCAUUUUGUUAUAUAUCAACUUUAUAUUGGUCUCUUUCUUUAACAA
Molecule: messenger RNA, 1179 nt
Organism: Erigeron canadensis
Lineage: Eukaryota; Viridiplantae; Streptophyta; Magnoliopsida; Asterales; Asteraceae
Product: thymidylate kinase
Exons: 7
Coding region: 178-936 (252 amino acids)
Biological process (GO): dUDP biosynthetic process; dTDP biosynthetic process; dTTP biosynthetic process
Cellular component (GO): cytosol; nucleus; cytoplasm
Molecular function (GO): dTMP kinase activity; ATP binding
Source: RefSeq, a predicted model, not a curated record